AUUGUUCUGUAACAAAUGUGUCCGUAAACUGUGAAUGGCACAUUAUGACUUCUUCGAUUAUCGAUAAAAAAUGUUGGCGCAAAUUGAAAAUACUUUCGUUGCUAAGGAUGAAAAACCAAAACAAAUAAUUAUCGCUUAAUUACUACACUGCCCAAACGUUAUAUAUUCUUUAGCUAGCAAAUUAAGAUAUGGCAACUGCAUUGACAUCUAAUUGGCUGCAUGUGGACAUUGGUGAAGAAACGCCACUCCUCCUCUCAACACUGUCAAGUUGCAUGACUCUGAGCGAUGUUCAAUGCGAUGGUUACGUGCGUCUUUUGGCUGCCGACAUUUCGCUGGAGGACGAUGACGAGCCCUCCGCUAAGCUAAAAGUGUUUCGUGGCCUCAAGCUGAAGCAGGAGCAAUCGCUGCCUGGCAUUCCCACGGCCAUUGAGAGUCUGUACAUCGACGAAACCGAGCCCAAAACACCAGUGAUUGCCGUUGCCAUUGCAGAGUCUGUGCUCUUCUACAGGCAUAUGAAACCUUACUUUAAGUAUACUGUGCCCGCCUUGGAUGCCGAGGAACUGGAGCUGGAGGUGUGGCGAAAGCUUCCUGUGAUGAAGGCAGAGACUCACGAUGAACUGCUGCAGUUGCUCAAGGAUGUGGAUCAUGCCAAACUGUCGCGCAAAACACAGCGACUGCUACAGCUCAGCGGGGAGGAGAGAGAAUCCUUCAUUGAGACACACAAGGACUCGCCUGUGGGUCGAGUUGGGAACAUUGUGGCCAUGUGCUGCUUGAAACGUGUCUCCAGCAGCCCCAAUCCGCCCUCACAUCUGGUGCUCGCCACAGACACAGGUCGCGUCUUUGUUCUGGAACCACAAGGCUUCAAUCUGGUUUAUCAGGCGCGCACUUGUAGCUAUGAAACCGCUGUGCCCAGCCUGAUAUCUGUGCAUGGCACCUACGAAACGGACUUUUGCAUUGUGGUGGGCACACGCAAUGGAGGCGUCUAUCUACUGCGUAAGGCCAACAACGAGGGACAGGAGAUUCUCAAGAUGAGCACAGCAUUAACGGGUCUGCUGCUAUUGCCCGUGGAUCAGACCAUUGUGGUGACCGCCAUGGAACAACGGUACCUCUGCUAUUCCAAGCGUGGCAAAUUGCUCUAUCAGGUGCAGCUGGAGGCACAACCCGUCUGCAUUUUGCCACUGAUGCUGGCGCAUCUGGGCCUCACCUUGGUGGCUGUGGCGCUGCAAGGCGGAGUCGUUAAAUUCUUUCUACAACGUUAUCUAGUCGAUGAGUUUGUGCUGCCCGAGACAGUGGCUGCCAUGCUUUACGGACGCAUGGGCAUGGAGGAUCAUGUGCUGACAUUGACUACGACGUCGGGUGAAAUGUUUAUCAAGAUAUUGCGACGUGUGACACGAUUUGAAACAGACGUCGUUGCAGCUGCAGCGGCAGCGAAUAAAAGUGCAACAAAGUCGCAGUGCAUUGCGGAUGUAUCCAUACUGGACAAGCCCAAAAAGAGUUCCAUAUUCGUGGAGCAGGCAGCGCGAGAGAAGCUAAAGGCCAAAGCAAGCUAUGGCAGCUUUCAGGUGGAACUGUGGCGACUGCGUCACACAGCUGCGCGUGCCACCAUCGAUGCCAUCAACUCCUCGGAGAGCACCAUCUCUGGUGAUCUCACCCAUGCACCUGUCAAGCUCUCAGCCGAGGUCUGUGGCAGCGGACCCGCCUUCCGUCUCUACCUCACCGUCCAAAAUCUGUCCACCUUUAAGAUGGCCUCGAAUUUGGUGGUGCUGUUGCAUGCCGAUAGACGACACUACACCAUGUCGCAAUCCAUGGCCAGGUUGCCCAGUGUAUUGCCCGGCAUUCCGCUACGCGUUGACUUUGAGGUUGUGGCUGUGCUGGAUCCGCUGGACAAGUUGCCACCUGGCAGCCUGACGCCCGACAAUUCCCAGAUUCGCGUCAUGCUGUUGAAGACUGGACAGUCGAAGCCACUGAUUGCUGCCGCAGUGGCUAUGCCGCAAUCUGAGGCGGCUUUUUAGUUUACACUCAUUUGUUGUUGUUGGCUGUAUUUGGUUGCAUAUUUCUUGUAGAUCGCAAUGGAAGCUGCCUGAACGGUCUUUUCACGAACUUUACGCCUUGUACAUGGCUUUCUUCUUUAGAUCCCACACGCCUGGCUUAUCAAUGUUCACAUUCCUGAGGGUAACCUGUUUGGAAAGUCCAUAUAACUCAAGAUUUUCGGAAUCCAUGGGUUUCUUUGCGAAGCUUAAAAGGUUCUUAGUAGCGUCCUCAUCUUGUAAAAUCAAUUUAGUUUUGUUUAUAUCCAAUUAUCAUCUAUUUAGAAUUGGUAUUCCUGAAAUGAUUUGAUUUGCAUAUCAUAUCAACUACACCCUAAAAAUAGUCAAUGGGACUAUCGCAUUGUACUCGCCUCUAGUAGUAUCGGAAAUGCCCAAUCCAUACAUUGAUAUUUUUUUUGGAAAACUUCCAUAAAAGAUAGGACCAAGACAGUAGUUACGAUUUGUAAGAUCAGCCAGCGAUAACUUUCGAAGUUUUAAUCACACAACCUUUGAUUGAAGGGUGUUUUACCCAAUUGCCAUUAACUAGCAAUGGCAUUAUGACGUGUCCGGCGACUGAUUAAUUAAGUCAUCUAGUUGAUUUGAUAGCUAGUCAGGAUUGACUUGCUAUAUUUCCGAUAUUGAAUAUAUACAGCUAGACGUGGUACAGUCAUAAAAUAUUCAUGUUAAUCUUAUCACCUAAGUGCAUGGGCUGUUUACUCAUAUCUGUAAAAAAAAAACUGUAUGUUUGUACUUAUUAUAUACAAACUGGAUGAUAGCUAUAACUAAUUUCUUUUUUGCCAAAAGUGCAAGUGCGCUGUGAGUUUCCCCUAAAUCUGAUAAGGCUCGUACGAGUUUUGUUUUACUUUUUACCUUCCCUUCAGUCUUACCCGCCCCCUCUCUACCUAAUCAAUCA
Molecule: messenger RNA, 2940 nt
Organism: Drosophila nasuta
Lineage: Eukaryota; Metazoa; Arthropoda; Insecta; Diptera; Drosophilidae
Gene: BBS1
Product: Bardet-Biedl syndrome 1
Exons: 5
Coding region: 189-2012 (607 amino acids)
Biological process (GO): protein localization to cilium; non-motile cilium assembly
Cellular component (GO): BBSome; centrosome; axoneme
Molecular function (GO): patched binding; smoothened binding
Source: RefSeq, a predicted model, not a curated record